AAUUUUUUUUAAUAAAUAAAUAUAAUUUCAAAACUCAUCAAAAAUCUUACAAAAUUAAAAAUCAUAGUCAUAAAAAUGCAUUAAAUAAAUUACACAUUAUAUUAUUAAAUAAAUUAUAUCACAAUAAAAAUCUGAAAAACAACAUUUUAAUUCUUUGUCAUUAAAAUACUCCUGCAGUGUAUAGUAGCCCUUUGAACAAAGGAGCUUUUUCAAUUUGUUUUGAAAUCCAGUAAGACAACUCUCAUUUUUUAAAGAUAAUGGCAAUCUGUUGUAUAUUUUGACACACAUUGCAAAAGGGCUACUUUGGACCAAUUUGAGUUUAGAUAUUGGUUGGGCCAAUUUGCUAUGGGGACGUAAGUUAUGCGGGCGCGAGUAAGUAGGAAAUUCUUUUAAAUGAUUUUUAACAUAAUUACACACCUCCAAAAUAUAAAUACAUGUUACCGUUAAUACCUUGUACUGUAUGAAAUAAGGUCUGCAGCUUUCCAAGUUGUCUAUAUUUGCAAUUAUUCGAAUGCACCUUUUUUGCAAUGUAAAUAUUGAUAGAACAGAUGUUGAGUUUCCCCAUAGAACUAUGCCGUACUGAAGCCAGGCAUGUGCAUAUCCAUAGUAAGCGCUUAAUGCAGUCUCUUUGUUGGUGACUUUUUUGAGCUCGUUUAUGGCAUAAGUAAAUCUGGACAAUUUUAAGCUAAGUUUUGACAGAUGGUCCUUCCAAGUUAAAUGUGUAUCGAAUUCAAUACUUAGAAGAGGAUAUUUUUUUACGCUUUCUAGAUUAUGACCGCUAAAAGAAAAAAAUAUAUUUAAAGGUUGCUUUUGAUAAGGUUUGAAUUGCAUUAAUUUUGUUUUUGUAAAGUUAAUUUUUAAGUUGUGAUCGUUAAGCCAGUUUAUUAUAUCAGAAAUCGUCUUUUCCAAGUGAUAAUUUAGUUCUUCUGUAUUGUGGCAUGGAAAAAUGACUGAGAUGUCAUCCGCAAACAAAGUGCAAGGAGUAUUUAUUGAGCUAGGCAAAUCAUUGAUGUAAAUUAGAAAUAAUAUACAUCCUAGAACGCUCCCUUGAGGUAUGGAUUUUGUAACAUUCAAUUUUGAUGAAGAUAUAUUAAUAAUUUUUCUCUUUUCAAAAUUGUAAUGUCGAACUUGUACGUAUUGUUUCCUAACUGUAAGGUAUGAAGCAAACCAAUCAUGAACAAUUCUGCGAAUUCCAAUAUCAUACAGUUUGUAAUAUUAAAAAAUGAGUUUUUGAAAUGGUCAGGCCGAAAUCAAUUAAAAAAGAAUAUUCGGGCGCCUGGACUGUACCAUCAUUAUUAGCCGGGAGAACAUUGGAAUAUUAAUCGCAAAGGGGGCUUAAUGCAAAUCCAUAUUCAUUUUGGGUUGUCUAUAUAUUGAAAUUUUAAGUCCAAAAUUACUUAAGUCCGAAAGGGUUAUAUCUAAAUUUAGAAACUAUUACUUAUAUACUGUGAUGCUACUAGGAAUUAAAUGAAAAUUUACCUUAUUAUUAGAAUGUUACCGACCCCGCUGCAUUUGAUCUGGGUAGUAUAUGUCUGGUGGUGUAAAUAUGUAGGGGAUGGCCGUUUAUCCCGUGGGUUCACCUCCGCCUCAUGGGAAACUUCAUAAUUUGAAUAAGAUAUCCAAAUAAAAAUCCAUAUAAAAAAAAACGCUUUUCGCGUUUUUUCAAUCAAAUUAAGCUUGGAAUGCGAUAAUCCGCCAUUCCGAACAAAAGGUGCAAAAUGUUACAUCAUUAAAAAAUAAUAAGAUCAGUAUGAAUUACUUUGUAAUUCAUUAAGAUUAACAGCGAGACAUUUCGCUCUCUGUAAAAUCGCGACGUGAAGUAAAAUGACAGUUUUUUUCUUAAGUUUGUUUUCUCUUGCCGGUAGGCAAAGAGAACAACGUCCAUUCAGCCUACUGCUUGAUAAAGUUAGCAACAUAAUUAUUCAAAAGUGCACAGAUUACAGAAAAUGGGCGCGAGAUAAAAACGACCAGAGAGACAACCAAAAAAAAUCUUCUAUCUCGCUCUUCGAGCGAAGGAGAUCCAUGUGACGUUUUUAACACGUUACAAGUUUUUGUAAGAGUAUUUUGUAAUCAACCCGAUCAUAAGCCUUCCUCAUGUCUAAUAAUAGUCCUAUGGCGUAUUGUUUUCUAUCAAUUAUUUUAUUUAUUUCUUUAAUAUACUUAAAAACAGCAUUGGUAGUCGAACGUUGUUUUCUAAAUCCAUUUUAACACUCACUAAAUAUUUUAAAUUUUUCGCAAUAUUUGUAGAGGCGCUUUGACAUCGCUGCCUCGAAUACUUUUGAAAAGGUUGGAAGGAGUGCUAUAGAUAUAAAAAUGAUCAUAUUGACUGGAAAUAAUUUAUGUAAGCGUCAACAAGAGCUCAACGCCAAAGUCAACGAGGCAGUUGUUAGUAAGAUUAAUUUCGAAGAUAUCAAGGAUGAACCAGAAGCCACGGAUGUCGACAAACUCUUCAAAAUCGAUGUGGCUGCAAAAUACAAAAACUCUCCGUAUGUCAUUGAAGUGUUAAAAUGUGGAGAUAGCCUCUAUAUUUCUCGAGUACUGAAAAAGUGCACUUGGCUUUUCAACAAUGAUUAUUCUAAUGUCAUCAAUACAGACUAUCUGCAUCACAAUAUUUUUCCGUUCAUGUCAGUUAAAAUGAAGAGAAAGCUUCUAACCGCCGUAUCGACGAACCUGAAGAGCGAAGCGCGUGCCACUGAUUUUUACAAGUAUUGUCUACGUGUUAAGCUGGCCGAAUUAGCUGACAAAUUUUUACUGCAAACUUCCGAAUCAUUCAAAUUAAAUUACUUGGAAAACGACGUUCUUAACAACGAUAUUAAAUAUGUAAAAUCCUUUAUUGGACAUUCUUUUGCAUUACUUGAUGCAUAUAUCAGCAAACAAUCUGAAUACAGCACAUUAGAUAUACGCGAAUUUCGACAUCUGUAUUCAGUAUCAGAAGAGAAAUAUUUGGAUUUGUUGGAGAAACAUGCCAAAAUCGACCAAUCUCGGCGUGGCAGUAAUAAUUUACUUGGAUUGAGAAUUUCUAAACAUAUUAUGACAAAACAUAAAAAACGUGUAUUAAAAAAUCCCUAUCUAUAUCUUAACCUAUUGAACAGUUGUAAAAUUGUUCGCCAUAGUAACAGUGAGGAUGCCAAAGUUUAUGUUGUCAGCCUCAUGCCAAAGGAAGCGUCUAAUUUCUGGGCAAUAGAUUUUUACACUAAAUAUAAAUAUAUUAUAAACGUAAUACCAGAAAAUGAACGAUAUACCUUUUUACAGAAAACUUUUACUAGUCACUAUCCUUCUGAAGAGUUUGAGACAAAUAAAUUCUUCUAUGGUCAAAAUUACUAUAAUCUAAUGUCACUAGACGAGCGAGAAAAUUGGGCUUUACAACAAAUAGAGAUUGGAAAAGAGUUACAUGGCCCCGGACGAGAUUUCGUUUGGUACAAAUUCGUUAAUUUCGAAAAAGCAUUUGUAGAAUUGAAGAAGUAUAUCAAAACUGCUACCAAUCCAAAUAAAAGGAAGGAAAUCAUACAAACUUUAGUUGAUUCCACCAAAAAUCAACGCGAAAUAGAACAAGUUCUGAAAUAUUAUUUCGAAAGACACAUAAAUGAGUCAAGAAGUAGCAAAGAAUUCUUUGUAUCUACAGUUAUGAGCCGCCAUAAGGUCUUCAAGUUUGACAACGAUUGCUGGGCUGCGUUUGAUAAAUUAUUGCUUAGUUUAAAUGUUUAUAAUACAAAUCACGGUAACGUUAAUUUCAAAAUUGCGUCUAUCCUCUAUCAUAUAUUAAAUAAAAAACCAUUACCAGAUUCUUUAGAAGAAUAUCUUGAUAGUAAUCUAAGUACUUAUUCUUUUAAAUCGUAUAUAGACGAGUUUUCUGAUGAAGAAAAACUGGCAGUUUAUGAAUACAUCUCUAACUUUUAUCUAAAGAAAAUAGAAAGUUUUCUUCCCAUUCCUAAAGAUUCAAAAGAGCUGCAAGAGACAAAAGCAAGAGUGAUACUGUAUAUACAUUUUCUUUUAGAGUUCAUGGCAAUGUAUAAAAAGGAGCAAAAAGAUAUACCAGACGUUGUGAUGAAAUUCAUAAAACUAGAUCACGAUGCGUUUAAAUAUCACCAAAUACUCGAAAAGGAAAAAAUACAGGAACUUACAGAAAACAGACUAUUAAAAUAUUUAAAAGAAGAUGCGCAACGUUUAGUUGAUAGUUUAAAAGACUUAGAGUCAGCCAUAACAUAUAAUAGGGAUUUUAGAAUAAAUACUCUAUUAAAAAAGUUGAAAAUAUACUUCGCCGAUGAUAUUUCGAAAGAAUACAUAAAGUAUUUCCAUCAGAUGUUAACCAAUAAAUUGACUCACGGCACUGCAGCUACUGCUGUGUUUGGAAUUUUUCAACUUGGCGAUGAAACUACAAAAAUUUUAUUAAUGAACAAAUACUCGCCCGCCUGCCCAAAACUAGACUAUAACCAGUUAGAUUUGGGCCUUUUAACUAUUCAAGAAAAGAUUUGUCGGUUUGCGUGUUAUUCCCGUCCUCCUGUGCCUUUGUCAAUAAUGCUUAAGUAUUUGGUCGGCGACUACGUACGAUUCUGCUUACCCAUGUUCAAUAUGUAUCUGGCAAACCUACCGCAACCUUUAUGUAUAAACUUCGUACAAUCUAUUAUAAAUUCUCCAGUAUCAAUACAGAAACAUGGCCUACGAUUAGCUUUUCAAUGCUUCGGCGCAGAAAAUUUAAAUAAACUCAUUUUGGAUUCUUGGAAGAAAACGACAAAUGUUUCGCUACGGGGCGUUAUGUACAAAACGUUCUUCAAAAAGGCUGUGGAAGAAGAUUCCAGGGAAUAUUUUAAUGUAUUGAAGACACUUACAGCAGAUCUAACCGCAGAUGACGAUGAAGAAAUAUUUAAUGCGUUGACGCGUCCAAGAUUGUCUAAAGAGUUUUUAGGCGAAUUUGUCGAGGUUUUAUGGGGAACUGUACAAAAAUUUCCUAACAAUGAAACUAAUUUAUUUCGCAAAAGAAAUAUUAUUAGUUGUAUCGAUAACAACUUAAAGCUAAUGAAGAAAGAUAUAUUAAAAAGUAUAAUUAAUGAACAUAUUAUGAAAAAUUUGUUCCAAGAGAGUAUUGUAGAGAUGAAAGUUACCAUAGUCAAUUUUAUCGAAGCUAAGUGGGCUCUCGUAGCUCAUUAUAUAGUGUACUUUACAAAUUCUGAAGCGGACCGUAAGGAAAGCAUAGAUUUAGCGACGUUUAUAGUCAAACAUUGCUAUGAAAAUUGGAACAAGACUGUCGCAGAUGUUUACAUUUUCCGUCGUUUAUGUUUUAAUUUUAUCAAGAAGUUGGAUGGAAAGAGUCUAUCCGAUAGCAUUAAUAAUUAUGAAGAUACUAAUUGCGUGUUUGAAGAGAUUUUAGCUCAACUGCAGUCCAUUUUGCCGCUUGAUGAAAUUUAUAUUUGCGUAUGGCAAAUUCGACUUAAGAUUCUUACUAGUAAAUUAGCAGAAUCUUGUAGACAGAAGCGAAAGUUUGAAGUGAUGGGUGGACCUUCAUUGAUAUACGGAAAUGCGAUAGGAAAUUUGGUGAAGGAGUUUGUUGAAAAGAAGAUUUAUUUUUCAUAUUUUUUCAAGGAUAUCGUUGAAAUAGUAGAUGUUUAUGCUCGUGUCUUAGUACACGGUAAUAUAUUAGCUUUUGAUGCGGGUGUUACAUGUAACGAUGUUUUGAUGGAUAUUGCGCGUGGUCUAUUACAAUGUGAUAUGCCUGAAACUUGUGCGUUUGCACUGCAGUUACUGCCACAAGACCUAGAUGAUAACGAGUCAGAUAAUUACAAAGACGUUUUUGACAAGUUACGUGGAAAGGCUGAUAUGGAGGUGAAAUGUUCUCUGUAUGCGAAAUAUUACAGUGACUGCAAAAGGCGACGUUUCUUGUAACAAAGCUUUUUUCCACUUUUUUUAAUAAUUGUUAAAAAUUCAUUGAAAGUAAACAUAACAGUAUUGUAAAAGGUAUAACCCAGUAUUUGUAUAUUUAGUUAUAAUAUCUUCGUUAUAGUAUAAUUGUUUUCAACAACGUGUUUAAAGCGAAAGCGAAGUGCCUUGUGAUCUAGAAAUACUCUCACAUUUUACCUGCAUAUAUGAAGCUUUUUACUUAACAUAGGUAGUGUUAUGUUCCCAAUGUGACCUACUCUUUUACCUGCGACCCAAGUGAGGUCUUGAAAAAAUGUUAUGUAAAUGUAACAUCAAUUGAGGGGUAUACAAUCAAAGUUGGUACAGUCCACAUUGCCAAAAUGUUCAGUAAUAAACGAUAAAAACGAUUAUUUUAAUAAUUACAGGUAACUAUUCUAAUGUUAAACAUUGAUAUGCAGAAUAUAAUAUAUUAUGGAAAUACAAGUGUUCAACACGUUCAGUUCAAUACUUUUGAGUAAAACCUUAAGUAUAAGAUGGACUUUCCUAGUUUUGUUACCAAGUUUUGGACUUUACUGAGUUUGUAACUGUAACACAACCAAAGAGCAUUACAACAUCAAAGGCGGCCAUGACAGCUGUCAGUGAAAUGUAGGCAAUGCAGCCUUCCUAUUGGUCGAAAAGGUCUUUACGCAAAUUGAAACUCAACUUACUUGGGCUUAGCUUCAUUUGUUUGUAAAGUAAAUUUUCAAUUUGAAAUAACAGACGAGAUUUCUAGAAUUUGUAUAAAAUUAUUCUACGGGAUAAAUAUAAAUACGGAUAUGAAUGUGCUGUAAUUACAAUCUCACUUUAAAAAUUUUGUGGACUUUACCAACUUUGAUUGUAUACCCCUGAAUUAUGAUAUUAAAAUACGUGCCUUAUGUUACCGUUAUAGACAAGAAUGGACUGAGCCUUCUGUGUCUAAAUGUAAAGUAAAACUGAGGCCCAAGCAUACAUUUUUGACAGUUCCGUAACGUAUCGCAUCGUCAGUGUUACGCGUUACGAAAAGUGUGUUCGGGCGAGGCGAACUUGAGUGGAGGAUAUAAGCAAGAGAAAGCAAUACACGCGCACAUUUUCUUUCUCUUAUAAUUAGUAAAUAUGUAUAUGUACAUACAUGUAUACAUACAGAUGGAGCUGAAGAAGUUUCACUUCAGUUGUGUGGUCAUAGGCACACUCGUUUUAUCCAUACUUUGACGAUACGAUACGGAACGGAGUAAAAAUCAUCGUGCUAUGGCCUCUGAACAGAUAGCGUGAGAUAGACGACACUAUCGUUCGGUUAAUAGUUCUAUAAUUAAUUUGGCUUCACUAUUGAUUUUUCUUUUUCUUGAGAGAAACUUUAUACUAAUGUUGCUCAGUCCAUCAUCUUAUGUGUGCUAGAAAUACAGUGAUUCUUUAACUACCCGCAAGGCGGUUCACAUAGCGUACAAAUUUGUAACUAAGUUCUGAUAAAGUUCCCGUAACUUAAAAAGUGCAUUUAAAUGUUGUAAAUUAAGGUGAUACAAUCGUAAAUUUAGUAUAUAGUAAAUUAACAAAGUACCUUUAUUUACUCUUAAGAUUGUUUAUAUAAUUAACAAGUUCAACUUCUUAAUUAUAAUGUUAUUUUUUUUAUUACUUUUAUACUUUUGCAGUACUCAGACUAUUCAGCGCCUAUUGCUUGAAAUUUAUAAAGUUUUUAGUACCUUUAAAUACUAAUUUAAAAGGGAUUUAUUUUUCUGAGGUUGCUCCGCGAGAGUUAUUGUUUGUAUUUAACCGUUUAUUUUUUUUAUAUAAACAAAUAUAUUUCUUUAU
Molecule: messenger RNA, 7671 nt
Organism: Chilo suppressalis (striped riceborer)
Lineage: Eukaryota; Metazoa; Arthropoda; Insecta; Lepidoptera; Crambidae
Source: the annotation of a GenBank genome assembly